Suillus discolor is the source of this 195-nucleotide messenger RNA. RefSeq lists its product as uncharacterized. The transcript has 2 exons. Gene Ontology annotation, biological process: positive regulation of transcription by RNA polymerase II. Gene Ontology annotation, molecular function: histone binding; ATP hydrolysis activity; chromatin binding. The record is from RefSeq and is a predicted model, not a curated record. Gene Ontology annotation, cellular component: nucleus. The annotation marks the transcript as partial. Lineage: Eukaryota; Fungi; Basidiomycota; Agaricomycetes; Boletales; Suillaceae.
GAGAAUAUCAAGGGACUUGCAAAGUUCACGAAGGGCUACGGUGGUGCUGAUCUUCGGGCCUUGUGCAUGGAGGCAGCCUUGAAUGCUAUUCAACGGCGAUAUCCUCAAAUAUACCAGUCCAGUGACCGACUUCUCCUCAAGCCCGAGACUAUCAGUGUCACAUUCAGAGACUUCAUGAUCUCCAUUAAAAGUAUG